AUGGCGCGCGGAGAAGCCAACAGUCCCAAGGUGCACUACAAGAGCAGCAACGACGAGGAUUUUGUCGUGUUUUUGGACAGCGUCGAGAGUUACCAGAAAUGGCUGGGCGACAAGAGCGUGCCACUCCCCCAGGUCGUGUCAUCGUUCAAGAUCUUCACUACACACGGGCGUGUUAGGCAAGGCCAUCAGGGUAUACUUGACGGCGUGUCAAAUGCGAUGCUCGAGAACGAGUUCGGCACCUCCAAGGACGAAGACGCGGUGUUCCAGAUCCUGGAGAAGGGGCGCCUGCAGGAGUUUUCGAUGCCGGAGCGCGAAGGCCGCAAGAAUGACUCCAAGGGUGGGGCCUACGUCACUCGCUAA
Molecule: messenger RNA, 360 nt
Organism: Chaetomium globosum CBS 148.51
Lineage: Eukaryota; Fungi; Ascomycota; Sordariomycetes; Sordariales; Chaetomiaceae
Exons: 3
Coding region: 1-360 (119 amino acids)
Source: RefSeq, a predicted model, not a curated record